This is a messenger RNA of Equus caballus (horse), 5896 nucleotides long. Lineage: Eukaryota; Metazoa; Chordata; Mammalia; Perissodactyla; Equidae. The record is from RefSeq and is a predicted model, not a curated record.
UGACCACUAGAAUCCUUGCAAACGGCGGAGACACACAGCCCAGCACCCGCCCUCCCCCAGUUCUCACGGUGGGGGGGGCACAAGGGUGCAAGGGGAUAUUUUCGGAGCCGCUGAGGAAGUGCCUCCAGAUGCUGAUUUCCUGAGUGUAGGCUGAAGCUAGCAGGUGACUCAAGGAGCCAUGAAAGGCAUCCAUCUGGUCCUGCUGGCCGUGCUGCUGUGCUCCCAGCAAGCCCUGAGCCUGCAGUGCUACAACUGCACUGAAGAAGAGGACGUCAGCAAGUGCCAGACCACCAUCUCAUGUGACUCCACACCGAGCAUCUGCUAUAAGGGUGGCAGGACCUUGACCAAGACCAGUGGGCAGGUGGUCAAGUUACAUUCUAAGGGUUGUGGCUCUUCCUGCGAUGACGUUUAUGACAUGAUGGAGCAGCUGGUGGAGAAGAUGGUUUCAGAGGACAGGUCUAAGUUAGAACUGUGGGCUCCGGACUGCUGUGGAAAGGACCUCUGCAACAGGGUGGCCCAGGUGGGGCGCAGCCUCUGGAUCCUGGCCGGGGGGCUCCUGCUCAGCCUGCGGCCUGCCCUCCUCUGGGCCCUGCUGUGAGGACCCUUGGAACCCAGACACCAAGGAGGAUCGCAGUUGCUGGUGGCCUGCACAACAGCUCCCACCUCAAGCUCGCUCACAUGCACACAUAUGUGUACACUCACACACCUCACACACGUGCACAUGCACACGUGUACACACAUGCACAUGCGGGCACACGUGUGCACAUACUUUCACGCACAUGCGCUCACACACAUGCACACAUUGCUCAGACCCGUGAGUUCUCACAAACAGGCUAUGCUUGGACUCCACCUCCUGCUACACCUGGGACCCAGAGGCCCAGGGAAGGAGGUGGGCAGCAUCCACCCUCGGGUGACCCACGGCCACUCCUGCCCUCCCACCUGGCCAGCCCCAGCCUCAGGUGCCCAGUGCCCUGCUAUGCCAACAGGCCUGUCACACUUUGCAAACACCAUCAAUCAACCACAGACUCAAGAUGCAGAGACUGCCGAGCCCCGCUGGACAGGGGCUGCUAGGAAGCGGAGCCACAGCCCCUCCAGCGGGUCCUCUGCAGAGCGCCCACGGCAGUCAGUAGACAAUAAAUGCUCUUCAGCCCCCCUCCUGUUCUUCACAUGCCAUUCGGCCCCACGGUGGGGAGGUCGGGGGGAGUUCUGUGGGGGUCUCUGACACCUGCUGCAGCCCGGUGCUCCCUCGGCCAUGAUCUCUGAUGGCCAGAGGGCUAGGGGCAGGGGCAGAAUCUGGAGGGGCCAGCUUUGCACACCAGGGGGUGGCCCCACGGCCCCCCAUAAAGCAUUUGCUCGGAUGCACACUCCCCGCUCUCUGAACCUCUGCCAGGAGCCACACCAGGACCCUCCUUUGGGGAACAUCUGUCCAGGGCCCACUGGGGGCUGCACUGCCAGGACACCCUCUGCAGAGGCAGUGGUGGUAGUAGCGGAGGGGGACUGGCCUGCUUCCUUCCUCCAUCGUCUUUCACACGUUUUUCCCCGCUGGGCGCCUGCACCCAGGGUGACCCCAUAGCUCGGGGCUGCCCCAGGCCACAGGACGCUGCUAUCAGCAUCCAUCCAAACACGGCCACAUCCUGGCCUGAGCGUGUCUUGCCCAGGCGUGGUACCCAUCACAGCCAUUAGUGGGCCUUGGUAAGUGCAGCCCAGGCCUUGUUCUUGUUCUUGUUCUUGUUCUUGGUAUUGGUCUUGUCUUGACCUGGCUCAUCUCACCAUGGAUUUGGUCUGGCCUUGCUUCUAGUCUUAGGCUGACCCUUCCUUUGAUCUCUAACCCUGCUCUACUCAUGCUGGUUUAUUGCGUACCUAGAGCUAUCUUAAAUCUAGGGGUAUCUAAGCCUCUGAAUGGUGAUCCCACACACUCACGGGCUCCAUCAAGGACAAUGGCUAGAGUGAGCCACUAGUGUGGUCUCAGCUCGGAAUGGGGACUCUGGAGGAUGCUGAGCUCAAGGCUGGGGCUGCCGAGUGUGGGGGCCACUGGAACAUCCAGGCAGAGCAGCCCACAGGCAGUGGGGGCGGGUUCCAGCCUCUAUCCCCUGGAUGCCAGCAGGUCUCCUCCCUCCCUGAGUCAUGACAACCAAAAAUGUCCCAGACAUUGCCAAAUGCCCCCUGGUUGAGGAGAAUUGCCCCUGACUGGCGAAAACUGGCUUCAGGAUUCCUGUCCCCUAAGGGUAGCAAAGAGAAAAUGCCCCUUGGUCCAUGGAGGGCAGGUGGGGGAGGGGCAGGGUGCGUUUCUGAGGAAGGGGGGCUCUUUCCCCAGCACUGGAGGGAUGCCUAAGAGGGGCGAAGGGAAGCUCUUCACACAGAGGGGAGGGAGCCCGCCCCCAGCCGCCUUCUCCUGACCCCCUGGAGGGGGAUAGGGAGCAGCGGCCAAAGCCACAGUGGGAGUGGGUCCCACCUUCAUGGGGCUGGGCUGGGGGGCCCGCCUGCGCCUGACCUCCAGGUACCUCAGGCCGGGGCUACGGAAUCUGUCUCUUGUGGCCUGGAGCAAGGCAUGCAGAGGCCAGCUGAAGCCUGCGGGCGGCACUGCUGUUCACGGAGCUGGCUGAGGGAGGGUUUCUGGGCUUUACCAAGAACUGUAUGGAGUCCUGUGACGAUGCAGAGAAGGGGGUGUCCCAAAACUUCAAAGUCCAAACGACGCUUUAGAUUUUCACAGAAACAUUCCAACAGGGACGGUCCGGCCUCAAGUCCGCAGGCGAGGCUCCUGGCAGGGCAGGCAGUGCUGGGGCCUUCGGGGGUGUCUUCACUUCUAGGGGCUCCUCUGACCCAGCACUGCCACGUCCAUGUGCCCCGGCUGCCGUGGGAAAACCUCAGCAGGGCCAUCAAAGGAGGCCAUUGCCUCACAGCCCCCCUUCCCAUGCCUGCUGGGAGCCACACCAGGACCUUCCAUCGGGGGCAUCUGUCCAGGGCCCGUGUGGGGGCUGCGCUGCCAGGACACCCUCAGCAGAGGUGGUGGUGGCGGCAGGGGAGGGGACCUGGCUUCUUCCUUCCCUUCAUCAUCUUUCACGCUUUCUUCCCCUCUGAGCACCUGUCCCCCAGGGUGACCCUGAAGCUCAGAGGCUCCCUGACCCCACAGGACCCUGUUCCUCCCGGUGGGACUGUGGUGAUCAGAGCUUCGUCUCCUCCCCAGGUCCCCCAGGCACAUCUUCCAGAGAGAAGCCCCUGCCACCCUCAUUACAGCUGCCCUUGCCCGGGAACUCUGAGUGUGGCUCUGGGAACCCCACAGGGAUCGCCAUGGUGGGGUCAACAGGGCCUUGGAGACCAACGCUGGCCCUCCCCUUCACAGAUGCCGUGCUCGGGAUGCUGUCUAGGAGCAGAACAGAGCAGAACAGAAGACACUGCCAAAGUCUGGACCUGUGAGUCACCUCUCUUCAGACCAAGGAGCACAUGUCACCGCCCACCAUGUCCACCAAUGGGCAGAGAUCUCCCCUCAGAGUACUGGUCUGGUUGAGGACUGGAAGGAGCCAUUAUAACAGGGCUGUCCGCAGCCCCCACAGGCCUGCACACCAGGGCAAAGGAAAUGUCAACCACGCCCUCCAUAAACAUGGGGACUCUGAUCCUCACAUGGAGCAGGUGACCCACAUCGUGUCCUCUCCCAGAAACACAAUUCAGAUAAAAAUAGAAAACGGGGCAAAGGGGAGAGCCCGCUCUUUACAGAAACCCACAAGUCUCGUGUUCCUGUGUCUGUGCCUGACUCACGGCUAAUGGGUUGGCCUGAAGGCUGGGGAGCUCUCUGUGUCUUUCUGUGUGUGUGUGUACGAGCGCACUGUGCGUGGUGUCUCCCGAUCUCUGGAUGGUGUUAUCAAAUCCAUUGGUGAAAUUCCUGAAAGCUGACUUCUCUGCUCUGGUCGGCUUAGAUGUAAAUAAGUGCUUAUAUCCGUGAGAUCGUCCCGAAACUCUCACAAAUAUCAAAGCCCAACCACAUGCUGUUGAAGUUCACAUGAUUUGGGUAAAUCUUGGGUAAGUAAGAGUAGCUUCAUAUUGUUGGUUUAGUGAAAAAGGCUGUGUCCUCUGAGUUACUAGCAUUGCAUAUAAAUAACAUAAGCAUACAUUUUUACUCUUUUUGGGUUUACCAGUAUGCACUAGACUACACAGAGAGAGACAAUACAGCUGUGGAUGUAAGACUAUAAAGAUUAUACAUUCACGCUAGGAAUAAAAAUAGGAGUAACGAGGAAUGUGAUACACAACGAGACAUGGAUUGCUUGAUACCUGUUACUUCAUGCCCCUCCAAUGCGGCAGUAAAACAAAAAAAAUUGUGGAUUUAACAUUUUUUAGUUGUUUUUUGUGGGUAUUUUUGCUUUUGUGAUUUUUUUUUUUUGGGGGGUACUUGCCUAACAAGCACACACUGUAAAAAUAGUUAACAAGGAAAUAACCUGAGACGAUGGCUAGCUUAGUUUCAUAUUUUAUGACAUUCGCAUGAAUAAUCCAAGCAUAAUUGUUAAGACCGCAUGUAUUAAGUUGACACAAGUACAAUAAAACUUCUGUCAAUGGAGUUUUCAAGAAUAACUAGGCUUUUAGCACGUCUGGUUAACAAGAGUUUCCAAAAUCUUCUUGGCAAUUUGCGACCUUAGACUUAAGCUAAGAAUAGAUAUUCCUUAAAUAUCCAGACCAUUUCUAAGUAAGAAACUGCUGAGAUAUCAAUUACUAAGCAUAAAUUUACGUUUACAGGCUUCAGCUUCCUAUUUUUAAACAGUAUGGAGAGGCUGUGUUUUAUUCUGUUAACAAACAUGGUCUUUUUGCUUCAAUCAAAAAUCGUACCACGAGGAAGUGUAGAGCUAUAAAAGCUGUGAGAUGGCUCAGUCAUAAACUUUGCCAGUCCGCCACAGGACACUGGUGCAUGACAGACAAUUCACAAAUGUCUGCUCCCUAGUCUUCCCUGUAAAAUAAAAGUUACUAGGGUUAAAAAUUAUGAUCAAUAUACGUAAACGAAACUACUAGAAAUGAUAAGGGUGAAAGGAAACAAUUUUGUCCGCAAAGAAAGUAGGCUGUGUUUGUAGAAGGUAAAAAGUCACUUUGUCCUGAAGUACAGGGCCUGGCUGUUUCCCCACAAGGAGGAAAAGGCAGGGCAAAACCUGGAUGAUGUGGGAAGUUGCAGGUUUGUAGAGAAGGAAUCUCACGUUGCGUGGUCAAAGCUGGCUAAGGCUACAUGUGUCUAUUUAUAUGAUUUUUUAAACGUAAAUUUUAGUAUCAAUACCACACUAAUGCAAAACUAGAAUUUGGUUUCCUCUCUCUUAAAAUGACAAACUCUUCUUGGGUUAUUGGUCUGAUCUUAAUAAGAGACUGUAUAACGAUCUUCUUUACCUUUUGAGUAAUCUGUAGUCUGCCUAGAAAACAAAGAUUGUGUGUUUCAUCGGAGUGAUUUUCUGUGCCGUAUGCUGACUCUAUCAUGUUCUUGAUGAUGCAAGACAACAAAGCUUUCUCAUCUUGAAAAGAGCUGCGCUUUUUUUUUUACACAUAGUCAUGUUGCCUCCUAUCUAGUUCUAAAGUCUUUUAUUGUCACUUUGGUUAAAAAGCAAGCAAGCAUCGCCUAACAGUGAACUGUGACGCUAUUGAGUGAAGUGUUCAAACCUUUUGACGUUUCUGAUAACUGUGCCUUCCCAAGUGCAUGCUAAGUGAAAUCUGCUGAUCUCACACAGACAUUGAGAUUUCCAUGGGGCCCCUGGAGAAUCACAAAGUGUCUGUCCUUUUGCCUUGCACAAAGAGAGACAUCAAAAACUAUUAGAUUUAUUUGGUGUGGUGAGUUGCAUGGGAAGCGUUGUCAAAUAAGACAAGGUGUUUAACCUUCUCUAUGUUAUAUCUGUGUGAACAAAGUGUAGCUAAUACAAACAAUUAAGAAAUUGCA